AUGCGUCAGACCGGCUUCUUUCACCACAUCGGGUCCUUCCUGCUCUUUGUGGCCAUGAUCCUGCUGAUCAUCACGUCCAUCUCGGCGCCUGUGGUCCACAACCUGUCGGUCCUCAAGGUCGUCCUGCCCAACAACAACAAUGAAUACACGCCCGACGUCACCUUCGGCACCUUUGGCUACUGUAUCCGCCAGAGCACCGGCGACCUGUGCUCGCGCACCCACGUCGGCUACGACGCCGGCGAUGUCCUGGAGCAGCAGUCCCCGGUCGACAUCGACCUCUCGGACUAUGCGGCCGGCACCAGCAAUGCGCUGACGCGCGUCAUGGUCCUCCACCCAGUCGCCGCCGGCAUGUCCUUCAUCGCGUUCCUGCUGGCGCUGGGCGCGGGCGUCGUGGGCUCGUUCCUGGCGAGCCUGGUGGCGCUGCUGACGUUCCUGGUGACGCUGGUGGUGCUGAUCACGGACUUUGUGGGCUUCUCGAUCCUCAAGAGCGCCGUCAACAACUCCGGGUCGGGCGCGACGUCCGAGUUCGGCGCCGCCGCCUGGACCCUGCUCGCCAGCGCCGUCUGCAACCUGCUGGCCACCGUCGUCAUCUUCUUCACCUGCUGCAGCGCCCGCCUGCACAACAAGCGCCGCGCCAGCGCCAAGGCCGAGCGCUACGACAGCCCGCCCGUCCGCUCCACCAGCCGCCGCUGGUUCUAA
Neoarthrinium moseri is the source of this 699-nucleotide messenger RNA. RefSeq lists its product as uncharacterized. The coding region runs from base 1 to 699 and encodes 232 amino acids. The transcript is spliced from 2 exons. NCBI's taxonomy places the organism in Eukaryota, Fungi, Ascomycota, Sordariomycetes, Amphisphaeriales, Apiosporaceae. Gene Ontology annotation, cellular component: plasma membrane; growing cell tip; cell division site. The record is from RefSeq and is a predicted model, not a curated record.